Actinia tenebrosa (Australian red waratah sea anemone) is the source of this 1948-nucleotide messenger RNA. RefSeq lists its product as uncharacterized. The record is from RefSeq and is a predicted model, not a curated record. NCBI's taxonomy places the organism in Eukaryota, Metazoa, Cnidaria, Anthozoa, Actiniaria, Actiniidae.
AGAGGGUCCYGCUYGGGUAUUUUUAAGAUGGCUAUGGAAAAGUUAUCGAUGAUAAAAGACACACAUAACAAAGCUAUYACAGCGGUGACUUACAAUCCCAUGAAACAUGAAAUCUURAUUGGCUUUGAAGAUGGUGUUAUUAAAGUUUGGGACUAUUCGACUAAUGAGCCAGGCAAACUGUUACGAACUGUACAUGAACAUGAGGGAUGGGUGACAAGCUUUUUGUUCUGGUUGGCAGGGAGCACGUGCUCGUCCUUYUUSUCGYUGAGAUGACUACAAGUUUCUACUACCGUGGAGGAACUCUUAGAGCUGYGAAUACUGCCAGAGGAAUCAUAUGCCAGCAAUUUCAUCAUYCUCAAGAACAACAAUACUAGAYUUUCGAUUUUUGUCGCCCAUUAAUUCAUAGUUGACAGAAGCAGAGGCAGCUGAGUUACGAGMUGUGACAUUUGAUGACUUUGAUAUGGGGUAUUUUAAGGCUUURAWCCGGAAGGAGUAGUAAUUUGAGAUGAUAUUUGAAUAUUUGGAAGCUCCAAGUCGUCCUCAGUCCAAGUUGAUUUCGGAAACAUAUACAUUUUACAUCUAUUUCAAAUUUUCUUGGUACGUUUUUUAAAUUAAAAAAAAAUUAAUGUUCUAAACGACUACAGUGAAAAAGUGCUUGCGUGAUCGAUUAUUGUCAUAGAAACAGGAAUUUUCACGUUGGGAGAAUUUAUUGUUUCAUGAAGAAAACUGCAUAUUUUCAUGCAAAAAGAAAAGAAAAAAAAACAAAAAAAUUACAGGAAUCGCGAUACAAAACUAAUUACGAUUUUAAGACGGCAAUACCACAAAAUAUUGACGGCGUUGGGAGAAAAUAUAUUCUCGUAUUGGGAUCCGUCGCUACGCGACUCCGCCACAAUACGGAAUAUAUUUUCUUCCAACUAGCCGUCAAUAUUUUGUGGUAUUGCCGUCUUAAAAUCGUAAUUAGUAUACGUAUAUACUUUCUUAGUUUGAAUACGAUAUUUUAAAUAAAGAGUAAUCGCUUUCCCGAAUAUUAUUUUUAUCGGAAUUGGGCUGAGUCGUAAUCUUUUUCCACAAGAAGCCCAAGCAAUGCAUGGAAAACGAUUGGGAAUCGAAAGAAAGUGACAAACACUGACACACAGCUGGAUGUCACUGGCUUAUUUUUUCUUCGAAUUCAAGGAAGAAGAAUAAUUGCCCUUAGUAUUUAAGGUUUUAAGAAUAUCCUGGCAUAGAAAAUGGCCUUAUCCGUGGUUACAUUUAAUAUUGGUGGUGAUGGUACAAGAAAGCAGAAAAAGAGAAUGAUUAACAAGUUUUUCAGCGAUCAUCUGCCUUCUUUUAUUUAUUUCCAAGAAAAUCCAUGGCGUAAACGCUACAUAAGGAACCACGUUCCAAAGAUUAGGGAAAGAUAUGAAGCUGUUUCCCAUGAGCAAUUUGAUGCUACUGUUCUUUAUCGUAAGGAUGUAUUGAAAGACAAAGGCUCUGCAAAAUUGCGGGAGUUAUUCCAAGACGCUUUCAACGAUAAAUCUCAUCUGGAUUUCGUGACAUUUAAAGAGCGAGCAAGCUUCUCUAAGCUCACAGAAACCAAAACAGGCACGAGCUUCGUGGCGAUAUCUUGGCACGGAGAAUACACCGGCCUUUCAGAACAGGAAAAGAAGGAAAAAUUUGAGGACCUUUUACUGGUAAUAAAAGAAAUAAAUUCCAAAACCAAACUUCCAGUGGUACUUGGUGGAGAUUUUAACAUCACUCUUGACAGCGUAUCGGAUUCUAUUGAAGAACAAGGUCUCGAAGUUUAUCAAUACGACCUUCAAAACCGGGAUAGAGUCAUCGACUUCUUUGUGGUAACGCGUGAUGUAAACCUCCCAGGUGUAAGUGCUUUUGGUGACUAUAUGUACACGAAAACAGAAGACCAGACCAUUGAAAAUGAAGACCAGACCAGCGAAAGUGAAGACCAGAC